AUGGCAUCCCAGCAUAACUCGUUGCGCGACCGCCAAGUGGCGUCCAUCGAGAAGGUCCUUAACCUCAACCACGCCUCUCCCGAAAGCGCAGAUACACAACACGAUGCCACCCUUUCCAAUGGCCUCGUUACCAAAGCCACCCCUAUCCUGAAUGCAGACGGCGAACCCAUCUGGAAGGUUCUUGUCUUUGACAGCCUGGGAAGAGAUAUGAUUAGUAGUGUCCUCCGCGUCUCGGACUUGCGCUCUUGGGGAGUCACCAUACACUUACCUAUUACCUCAAAACGUCAUGCCAUUCCAGACGUGCCCGCCCUCUACCUCGUCGAACCGACUCCUGAAAACCUGAACAUCAUCGCUUCUGAUCUCGCAAAUGGUCUCUACUCCUCUGCCUAUGUCAACUUCCUCUCGUCAAUAUCAAGACCUGUGUUGGAGGACUUUGCAGCUCAAAUCGCCGCUGGAGGAACAUCAGAAAGCAUCGAGCAAGUCUACGAUCAAUACUUGAACUUUGUUGUCAGCGAGCCCAAUCUGUUCAGUCUGGGCAUGGGCAAGGAUGUAUACUACACUAUGAACAGUGCGCAGACUAGCGACGACGAGAUUGACGCAAAAGUCGAUCGUAUCGUGAGCGGUCUGUUCAGCGUGGCUGUAACCAUGGGUUCUAUCCCUAUUAUUCGAUGCCCUAAAGGCGGUGCAGCGGAAAUGAUCGCUGCCAAGCUUGAUCGCAAACUGCGCGACCACAUCCUCAAUGCAAAAGACAACCUCUUUUCGGGCGCCAACGCUCGUACCAACGCUGCAGCUGCCACGCUAGCUUCGCGACCUAUCCUGAUCAUCGUUGACAGGAACCUCGAUCUUGUUCCCAUGCUAUCUCACUCUUGGACAUACCAAUCUUUAGUACACGAUGUGCUCAAAAUGCACCUCAACCGUAUCACAGUCGAGCUGCCAGGAGACGAUUCAGACCCGACUAAGCCUGCGACAAAGAGAGCGUACGAUCUAAACACAAACGACUUCUUCUGGACCAGGAAUGCAGGAGUACCGUUCCCGCAAGUCGCCGAAGACAUUGAUACGGAGUUGACACGCUACAAAGAGGACGCCAACGAGAUCACCAAGAAGACUGGCGCUUCUUCAAUCGAGGACCUACAAAACGACACGUCAACCUCAGCUCAGCAUCUCAAGGCUGCUAUCACUCUGUUGCCUGAACUGCGCGAACGUAAAAACAUUCUCGACAUGCACAUGAACAUCGCAACCGCCCUGUUGAAGGGCAUCAAGGAGAGACAGUUGGAUAAUUUCUUCCAGCUGGAAGAGGACAUCAAGAAGCAGACCAAAGCUCAGAUGCUAGAGCUGAUCUCGGACGCUGAUAAAGGCAAGGAACCUCUGGAUAAACUCCGAAUCUUCAUCAUAUGGUUCUUGAGCACCGAGCAGGAAGUCUCUCGAGCAGACAUGGACAAGUUCGAGGAGGCUUUGCGCAACACCGGAGUCGACACCACACCUUUGACCUACGUGAGACGUGUACGAGAAAUCACACGCAUGACUAUGAUCUCUUCUGCGCCCACCCAACCAGCCCAAUCAUCGGCAUCUAACGAUCUCUUCCGUGGGUUCAGUUCGCUCUCCAAAGGACUAACGGACAAGUUCAAGGAGGCUGGUAUUGGCUCAAACUUCGAGAAUUUGAUCUCGGGCGUCAAAAACUUCCUCCCUGCCAACAAAGAUUUGACUCUAACCAAGAUCACGGAGUCAUUGAUGGAUCCAUCUAACGCCAGCACGAGUGCGCUUCAGAAGACAGAAGGAUAUCUUUACUUUGAUCCCCGCAGUGCGAACGCAAGAGGCACAAUGCCGCCAUCGGCAGCCCAGGCCAGGAACCCUACUGGCAGCAGUGUAACACGAGGUAUCGAAGCCAGCUUUGGUCAACGGAGACAGGGGUACAGCGAGGCGAUUGUCUUCACAGUUGGUGGUGGCAGCAUGGACGAGUAUGGUAAUUUGCAAGACUGGGCCAAUAGGACAAGCGGACAAGGAGCAGCAGGGUCGGUUAGCAAGAAGCGUAUUGUAUACGGCAGCACGGAGCUUGUGAAUGCGGAGGACUUUGUGCUCGGCGAAUUGACCAAGUUGGGCAACGAGAGCGCGUAA
This is a messenger RNA of Aureobasidium namibiae CBS 147.97, 2112 nucleotides long. RefSeq names its product Sec1-like protein. Bases 1 to 2112 code for a protein of 703 amino acids. Gene Ontology annotation, biological process: endoplasmic reticulum to Golgi vesicle-mediated transport; intracellular protein transport. Gene Ontology annotation, molecular function: syntaxin binding. The record is from RefSeq and is a predicted model, not a curated record. The transcript has 5 exons. NCBI's taxonomy places the organism in Eukaryota, Fungi, Ascomycota, Dothideomycetes, Dothideales, Saccotheciaceae. Gene Ontology annotation, cellular component: Golgi membrane; cytosol.